This is a messenger RNA of Gasterosteus aculeatus aculeatus (three-spined stickleback), 619 nucleotides long. RefSeq names its product trafficking protein particle complex subunit 1 (gene trappc1). NCBI's taxonomy places the organism in Eukaryota, Metazoa, Chordata, Actinopteri, Perciformes, Gasterosteidae. Gene Ontology annotation, cellular component: TRAPP complex. Gene Ontology annotation, biological process: endoplasmic reticulum to Golgi vesicle-mediated transport. The record is from RefSeq and is a predicted model, not a curated record.
AAGUUCCCUUAAGCCCGUUUUGGUUCGGGCAUGUAGGCGGACACCUGGCGGGGUCCUGAGCGCGGCAGGAGACCGGAAACAGAAAGAGAAGAUGACGGUCCAUAACUUGUACAUAUUUGACCGUAAUGGCAGCUGUCUGUAUUAUAAUGAGUGGAACCGCAAGAAGCAGGCAGGAAUCUCUAAGGACGAGGAGUUCAAGCUGAUGUAUGGGAUGCUCUUCUCCAUCCGCUCAUUCGUCAGUAAGAUGUCUCCACUGGACAUGAAAGAGGGCUUCAUGUCCUUCCAGACCAGCAAGUACCGUCUCCACUACUACGAGACUCCCAGUGGCCUGCGGUUUGUGAUGAACACUGACCUGUCCGUCCCCAACGCCAGAGAGACACUGCAGCACAUCUACAGCAGCCUCUAUGUGGAGUACAUAGUGAAGAACCCGGUGUGUGUGUUGGGACAGUCUCUGGACAGCGAGUUGUUCAGCAGUCGGCUGGACUCAUUCAUCAGAGGACUUCCUUUCUACAGUCCCCGGGCCGCCUGAUAGACGGACACACACACACACACACACACACACACACACACACACACUGAUUAUAUUUAUGUGAUUGUUGGAUUAAAUAAAUGAACACGA